AAACAAAAUCUUAAAUACAUGGUUACAAAAAGGCCCCGCAAAUCCCUAGUGAUAUUCGCAUCACCUAACAUAGGGGGCAACUGAAAAUAACGUGAAAUAGAGGGGUAAAAUUGUCAGUUGAGGUACUAUAUAUAUGUCUUCCCAGUUGUAACUCACGCUCACGCAUUCCCGUUUGAAGAGUCGAAAAAAAGAGAAAAAAAAAAAACGAAAGGGUUGGAGCGCAGCAGAAGCAGUUUCCGUUAUCCACAUUCUCUCCUCUUUCUCUCUCUAUAUCUAGGCGUUUUUCUCUCUCUCUCCUCCCGUAUCUCCGAUCAAGUUAGGGUUUUUCCGAUUGGCGAACGAGUUGACUCAGCCAUGAUUUCUGAUUCGAUCCCCAACGCCUCAAUCGCCAUGGCCUCGGCUAACCCCAAAGAGUUCGCCAAGAAAAAGAGGGCGAAUCGGUCGGCGAAGUUGAAGCAGUGCAAGCUUGAUGCUCGUCGCGAGCAGUGGCUUUCUCAAGUGAAAAAUAAGGGUGGGUGUAAGGAUGAAGUGACCGGUGGAGCAGUUGCACAUGGAGGGCCACCACUGCAACUGGUGACCAAGAGCAGCCGAUCGAUCGAGAAGCUGGAGAAGAUAAAGACAAAGUGCGAGGAUGAGAUUUACGGAGAAGACGGAUCGUUAAUGAAUCACUUCAGCGAUUCCGAGUCGUUGCCUUCAAACAGCCCGACCAGCCACACAAGCAGCGUGUUGGGCAGCAAUGAUUCGGGGCUCAAUUUCACCGCAAGCAGCAGAAGCAGCAUAAGCAGCAUAAGCAGCAGCGGUCGAAGUAGUAGCAGCAGCAGUAACUGUUUCUGCACAGGAAAUAUGAGCGAGGAAGAUGAAGAAGGAGAUGCUGAUGUGGAAGACGAUUGUUUGGAUGAUUGGGAGGCUGUGGCUGAUGCCUUAGCUGCCUCUGAUAAGAAACAGCAGCAAGAGCAUACCCCUAACACAGGCUCUGGUUUAAAGAAUCACGAAAAUGCUAUAGAAUCUGGUACGCAGGUGGGAGUGGGACCCACAAGUGCAAAUCAGGAGAGUGGAGGAACUGCCAAAGAGAGGUCGCUCGUAAAUUGCUGUGCUUGGAGGCCUGACGAUGCUUGUCGUCCUCAAAGCUUGCCCAAUUUGGCGAAGCAAUAUAGUUUCCCCUUAAAUUCGGAGCGGCAUUUGGGCGGCAGAGGAGCUGUUUGGGCAUGCAAGAAUCUUGGACCGACACCCACUUCUUGUCCGAUAUGCUUUGAGGAUUUGGACUGCACAGACUCGAGCUUUGUUCCAUGUUCGUGUGGGUUCAGGCUUUGCCUUUUCUGUCACAAGAGGAUUCUAGAGGAAGAUGGGCGAUGCCCAGGUUGUAGGAAGCAGUACGAGUUCGAGCCUCUUGAGGGAGAGGCUAUGGUGGAUGGCGGAAGCUUGACUUUUCGAUUGGGGUUGACCAGGUCUUGUAGCAUGAUCACAAGGUCUUGAAAAAAGAGUCUCUGUUCUUCAGAAACUUGUAUGUUGGGUUUCUCUCUUUCUCUGAGCGUGUCUUUGCGUUUUUGUCCUUUACUGUUAAGACUGUUUUCUUUUUGUUAACAGCCUUUAGAUAUUGGUAUAGAAAUGUGAUUUUGAAAGCACAGGGGUUGAUCUAGCUCGCUAUCUCUCUCUCUUUCUUUCUCGUGGUUUUUUUGUGGAUAUGUUCUGUAUUGUGCCUAUGCCUUGUGCUGAUGUAGAAGACUUGUUAUGUGAAUAGAUAAAGGUGAUAGAAAAAACUGAAUACAUAUUACUUCUCGAC
Molecule: messenger RNA, 1780 nt
Organism: Erythranthe guttata (spotted monkey flower)
Lineage: Eukaryota; Viridiplantae; Streptophyta; Magnoliopsida; Lamiales; Phrymaceae
Product: RING/U-box superfamily protein
Biological process (GO): protein ubiquitination
Cellular component (GO): CCR4-NOT complex
Molecular function (GO): ubiquitin-protein transferase activity
Source: RefSeq, a predicted model, not a curated record